AUGUCAAGAGAAGAUCCAAUCAAAGCUGAAAAAGACUUUUCUGCCACCCUAGAUGAGCAAUUCCCACUCAUCGAGAAAAUACCCGACUACAAACAACAGUUGGACAAGUAUUUAGUCUUGGAAAAGCAAACUCGUCAAUCAUCGGAUUUGGCGUCGUCCAAGAGAGUUUUGAGCAAGAUUGUGUCUACUUUGGUUGACAACAACGACUGGGAGUACUUGAACGAUUUGAUUGUUAUUUUAUCUAAAAAGCAUGGACAAUUAAAGUCAUCAAUCCAAGCAUUUAUUCAAGAUGUGAUUGCCAGUUUGUCGAAAUUGGACGAAUCAAAUGAAAACCAGUUGGAAACAAAGAUGAAAUUGAUUGAGACGAUAAGAACCGUUACAGAUAAAAAGAUUUUCGUUGAAGUUGAGAGGGCCAUUGUUUCGAAACAAUUGGCUGAAAUAUACUUGAACAAGAAGCACGAUUUAGACAAGGCGGUGGAAAUCUUGUGUGAUUUGCAAGUUGAAACGUACUCGUUAAUGCCAUUUAGCGACAAGAUUGAAUACAUUUUGGAACAAAUCAAAUUAACUUUACAGAAAGGGGACUACAAUCAAGCCAAAAUAUUGAGCAGAAAGAUUUUGCUAAAGACGUUGAAGAACUUUGACAAGGCCGACGAAUUUAAAACGACGUAUUUGAAGUACUUGAUUGAUAUAAACACGUUUGACUACGACUACAUUUCCAUUGUCAAGAACUUGUUGUUGUUGGUUGAAAUUCCAUUAGUUCAGGAGUCCGACAGCUACAAGGAUUACCUUGUUCAAACCAUCUACUACGUAAUCCUUUCUACAUCUGACCCUCACCAGAUUGACUUGAUCAACAGAAUACAAAAGAACCCUAUUUUCAAAAAGAAUGUUGACGCAAAGAUUUUCAAAUUGUUGGAAAUAUUCUCCACCGAUGAGUUGAUUCAUUGGACAAAUAUUGAAUCCAUUUACAAAGACGAAUUUGAAAAGUCAUCCAUUUUUAAAGACACCAAGAAUUACCAAAAUUUACAAAAGAGAAUCAUUGAGCAUAAUUUGCGUGUAAUCAACAAAUUCUAUCAAUUCAUUCAGUUGGAUAGAUUAGCCUAUCUUUUGCAAUUGUCGGUUGACGAAUCGGAAAAAUAUGUUAGUGAGCUUGUAAAUGAUGGAAUGAUUGUGGCUAAGAUUAACCGGCCAAAGGGGGUGGUCAAAUUUGACAAGACAAAAAGAGUUGAGGGCAGUGACCCACGUACUAGUGACAACCAUAUAAAUGAUUUGCUCAAUGACUGGUGUUUCGACGUGGAUAAGUUGUUGGAGGAAGUUGAUUCAAUUGGUCAUUUGAUCAACAAGGAGGAAAUGAUGCAUGGUAUUAAGCAAAAGGUAUAG
Molecule: messenger RNA, 1377 nt
Organism: Lodderomyces margitis
Lineage: Eukaryota; Fungi; Ascomycota; Pichiomycetes; Serinales; Debaryomycetaceae
Gene: RPN5
Product: proteasome regulatory particle lid subunit
Exons: 1
Coding region: 1-1377 (458 amino acids)
Cellular component (GO): nuclear proteasome complex; cytoplasm; proteasome regulatory particle, lid subcomplex
Source: RefSeq, a predicted model, not a curated record